AUGCCGGUCAAGAGAAAGCGCAACGAGCCGCAUACGACACGACCUCGACCAGAGCCUCCGAGACGCAGGAGCAACAGACGAGGUAAGGAAGGAAAUGGCGGGAUAUCUAGGGGCGUCGAAGGCAGCGGUGGGCGCAUUGCCGGACUGAGUUCUACAGAGGAUGUGGAGCGGGCAAUGCACACUCUAUCCGAAAUGGAACAUAAGCUUUUGGGCGAAGCAAAAAGACAACGGCAAGCAAUCGAGGCGUCCGACUUGGUCGCUCCCGCUGCCCAAGACGACACAUACGGCUUUCAGGACGCGACGAACGGGUCCAUCAAGUGCAUCAACACAAAAUCCUCACCGAAUACACCCACGGCACAGAUCACCGACGAUUUAGACGAAGAUAUCUCGCCAGAAACCGAGGCGUGCCUCAACACGUACUUGCGGACAGCAAAUCCACCGGUAUUCUCUUCCAGAACUUGUCGAAUAAGCUCAAUCCUUGAACACAGACACCCUCUCCGGGAUCCUUCACAGCCCGAGCACCCAACUAAAAACCGACCUGACAAGAACGAGCCAGCUGACGUGGAACGUGGGCUGGAAUAUGUCAAAGGGAUCGGGCUGAAAAACGCCAAAGACAUUGGUAAAAUGAUAAAAUGGAAUGACAAGUACGGAAUUAAGUUUAUGAGGCUAAGUAGCGAGAUGUUCCCCUUUGCAAGUCACGCAGAGCAUGGCUACAGCUUAGCUUACGCAUCUGAGGUCCUGGCAGCUGCUGGUCGGUUGGCAUCUGAGUUAGGACAUCGACUUACCACUCACCCUGGUCAAUUCACACAGAUUGGCAGCCCGAGAAAGGAAGUAGUGGCUGCUUCUGUUCGCGAUUUGGAGUAUCAUCAUGAAAUGCUCUCACUGCUCUCCCUGUCCGAACAACUCGACAGAGAUGCAGUAAUGAUUCUACACAUGGGAGGCACUUAUGGUGACAAACUUGCAACUUUGGACCGGUUCCGCGAGAAUUACGCGAAACUUUCAACUGGAGUAAAGAAACGACUAGUGUUGGAGAACGACGAUGUGUCAUGGAGCGUACAUGACCUGUUGCCGAUUUGCGAGGAGUUGAAUAUUCCUCUCGUGCUCGAUUUUCACCACCACAACAUCAUAUUCGACCCAAGCGUCAGAGAAGGGACGCUAGAUAUCAUCGGUUUGUUUGACCGCAUCAAAGCAACGUGGACGAAAAAGAAGAUUACGCAGAAGAUGCAUUACAGCGAACCAGUCGCGUCUGCUGUAACACCUCGUGAUCGCCGCAAACAUUCUGCUCGUGUCAAGAUGAUGCCACCUUGUGUGCCAGACAUGGACCUGAUGAUCGAAGCCAAGGAUAAGGAGCAGGCCGUGUUUGAGCUCAUGCGCACAUAUAAACUUCCAGGGUGGGAUUUAUUUAAUGACAUCGUCCCUCAUGAACGACUAGAUGAGCCGACAAAGGCGCCCCCAAAGAAGGCUAAGAAGGACGCAAAAGGGAGGCCACAAGUUAAUGGUGACGCAGGCGAAGAGCCCGAGACAAGUGCCGACCAACUGAACAUGGGCGGGCCAGAGAGAAGGGUAUAUUGGCCGGAGGGUAUGGAAGAAUGGCUGAAGCCAAAGAAGAGGGAAGGCAAAUCUGGGAUAAAGAUUGCUGCUGAGGAGUAA
This is a messenger RNA of Pochonia chlamydosporia 170, 1650 nucleotides long. RefSeq names its product UV-damage endonuclease. The record is from RefSeq and is a predicted model, not a curated record. Gene Ontology annotation, molecular function: endonuclease activity. Gene Ontology annotation, cellular component: nucleus; mitochondrion. Bases 1 to 1650 code for a protein of 549 amino acids. Gene Ontology annotation, biological process: response to UV; nucleotide-excision repair; mitochondrial DNA repair. NCBI's taxonomy places the organism in Eukaryota, Fungi, Ascomycota, Sordariomycetes, Hypocreales, Clavicipitaceae. The transcript has 2 exons.